This is a messenger RNA of Emys orbicularis (European pond turtle), 1247 nucleotides long. RefSeq names its product protein phosphatase, Mg2+/Mn2+ dependent 1L (gene PPM1L). Bases 165 to 1247 code for a protein of 360 amino acids. The record is from RefSeq and is a predicted model, not a curated record. The transcript has 4 exons. NCBI's taxonomy places the organism in Eukaryota, Metazoa, Chordata, Testudines, Emydidae. Gene Ontology annotation, molecular function: protein serine/threonine phosphatase activity; cation binding. Gene Ontology annotation, cellular component: cytosol; nucleus. Gene Ontology annotation, biological process: positive regulation of canonical Wnt signaling pathway; positive regulation of canonical NF-kappaB signal transduction; negative regulation of canonical NF-kappaB signal transduction.
GAGCCCACUGGAAGCAGCAGCAGGAGCAAGAGGCUGCGGCUAGCCCUGCCCUCACUGGGCUUGCAUUAGCACAGCAUGCAUUGAUUUGCUGCCGUGUCUUAGACCCAUCCCAGCCAUCGGGGUGCGUGGUGCAUGGUGUGGGAGAUACACUGUCUCUAUAAUAAAUGAUAGAGGAUACAAUGACUUUGCUGUCUCUGCUGGGCCGGAUCAUGCGUUACUUCUUGCUAAGACCAGAGACCCUGUUCCUGCUGUGCAUCAGCCUGGCCCUCUGGAGUUACUUCUUCCACACAGAUGAGGUGAAAACCAUCGUCAAGUCCAGCAGGGAUGCUGUGAAGAUGGUGAAGGGCAAGGUGGCUGAGAUCAUGCAGAAUGACAGGUUCGGUGGGCUGGAUGUGCUGGAUGCGGAGUUCUCCAAGACCUGGGAGUUCAAGAGCCACAACGUGGCUGUCUACUCCAUCCAAGGGCGGAGGGACCACAUGGAGGACAGGUUUGAAGUGAUCACGGACCUUAUCAACAGGACCCAUCCCUCUAUCUUCGGAAUAUUUGAUGGGCACGGAGGAGAGUCAGCAGCAGAAUAUGUGAAGUCCCGCCUGCCUGAAGUCCUGAAACAACAUCUUCAAGACUAUGAGAAAGACAAAGAGAAUAGUGUGUUGUCUUACCAAACCAUCCUGGAACAGCAAAUUCUGUCAAUUGACCGAGAAAUGCUGGAAAAAUUGACUGUAUCCUAUGAUGAAGCAGGUACGACCUGUUUGAUUGCAUUGCUGUCAGAUAAAGAACUUACAGUGGCCAAUGUUGGUGAUUCACGGGGAGUCCUGUGUGAUAAGGAUGGAAAUGCUAUCCCUUUGUCACAUGAUCACAAACCCUAUCAACUGAAGGAGAGAAAGAGGAUUAAAAGAGCUGGUGGCUUCAUAAGCUUUAAUGGCUCCUGGCGUGUUCAGGGGAUUCUGGCCAUGUCCCGCUCGCUAGGAGAUUAUCCACUGAAAAAUCUGAAUGUUGUUAUCCCUGACCCAGAUAUUCUGACCUUUGAUCUGGACAAACUACAGCCAGAGUUCAUGAUCUUAGCAUCUGAUGGCCUGUGGGAUGCUUUCAGCAAUGAAGAGGCUGUUCGAUUCAUCAAGGAACGCCUGGAUGAACCACAUUUUGGUGCAAAGAGUAUAGUUCUGCAGUCAUUUUACAGAGGAUGUCCUGAUAACAUAACAGUUAUGGUGGUGAAGUUCAGGAAUAGCAGCAAAACAGAAGAACAGUGA